Phaedon cochleariae (mustard beetle) is the source of this 2376-nucleotide messenger RNA. Lineage: Eukaryota; Metazoa; Arthropoda; Insecta; Coleoptera; Chrysomelidae. The record is from the annotation of a GenBank genome assembly.
CAAAGUUUUUUAUAAUGCUCAUCUAAUUCAUUUCGUUAUGAGAUGUCUGCACAAAAACAAAAGAAAACGACUUCUCCUUGGACCCUAUGUGAAAAAUGUUCAGUAUCUCUGCUUUACAAAGAUAAGGAAGCUCAUAUAACUGAUUGUCCCCCUGAUGUUAAUGAACCAAUCUACAAUUUUAUAAAGAAAGGAGUCUUAUAUGGAACCGUGGAUCAGAAAUGUAAUGAAGAUGUCAAGAAUUUGAGCACUAGAGAAAGAGACAACUUGGUCUUUUUGAGUGAAUCUGUCAUUAGACUUUGUUCACUUGCUAUAGGUGAUUGGGUAUCAGUUAAAAGUUUGAAUGGGUCCAGUCAAGUUGCUAAAAUUGUGUGGCCCACUACUGAAAAAACUCUCACAUCUGUGCUCUUCACAAAAAAUGGUCUUGACUUGAGUUUAUUUUCAAUCAACCAAAAAGUUAUAGUAUCAAAGCUCUCUUCAGAGCCUAGGAAAGCUAGUUGUGUUACUUUGGUAACAUUAAAUGGUCCAAAAUCUUUAGAAUUCUCAUCAGAAUUGUACAACAGGAUAAGUAAAUCUCAUGAGUCAAGAAUUUUGAGCCUAGGAAAUCAAAUUGGGUCAAUGUUCUAUGGUAAACUUUUGAGGUUUGAGAUAAAAUCCAUAGAAGUCACUGAAGCCAGUAAUAAUCAGAAUGACUUGAAUACAAAUUUUGAUAGAUUAUGUAUUGAACAGCCUGAUGAGGUAUUUGAAGUAACAUCCCACACUAAAUGGAAAUUAUACAGAGACCAAGAAGACUUUGAAAAGAACACAAGAGAAGAACAAUUAACCUCUUUAGCAGGGAUAGAGGAAGAGUUAUCUGAAAUCCGUGGUCUCAUGUACACUUGUCUAAACAAAUCCAAAAUCUCUUUUCUGUACCAAACAAAAGCAGUUCUACUCUUUGGCAAUUCAGGCACAGGGAAAACCACAAUAGCACAAACUCUAGCCCAGGAGUCUAAAGCAAACAUAGUUACUAUCAGCCCUCCAGAUUUGUUCAGCAAAAACACAGUUUCUCCAGAAGAAAACAUCAGAGAGAUGUUCAAUAAUGCAUUUCAGCAUGCACCAAGUGUUAUCAUUUUGGAUGAGAUAGAUGUUUUAUGCCCUUCUAGGAGCAAUAGACUCAGUGAGACUGAAAAGAGAGUUGUUUCAACCCUAUUGCUUCUUUUUGAUGAAUUGGCAACAAACAAGCACCAAUGUAUCUUCCUUAUAGCUACCACCAAUAAACCUGACAAUGUAGACCCCUCUUUCAGAAGAUGUGGUAGACUUGACAGAGAAAUUGAAAUUCCUACACCUAGUCCACAUAAUAGAAGAUUGAUCCUUGAUAAACUCCUGGAAAAAAUCCCCAAUGUCCUCUCUGAAGAUGACAAUAAAGAUAUUUCAUUGAACACUCAUGGUUUUGUUGGAGCUGAUCUAGUUUCUUUAUGCUCUAGAGCUGGCUUGCAUGCAAUCAAAAGAGGGGCUGCUGAGGUUAAUUUGGAGGAUUUCAAGUUUGCUAUGAAGAUGGUGAGGCCUAGUGCAAUGAGGGAGGUUCAGAUUGAGGUACCAAAUGUGAAAUGGUCAGAUAUAGGUGGCCAAGAAAAUCUCAAGUUGAUUUUGAGACAAGCAGUGGAGUGGCCACUGAAGUACUCAGAUAGUUUUUUGAGGUUAGGGGUGACGCCGCCAAAAGGAGUUUUGAUGUUUGGCCCCCCAGGAUGCUCCAAAACUAUGAUAGCAAAAGCCCUAGCUACAGAAAGUGGCCUCAACUUUCUCUCUAUUAAAGGACCUGAACUAUUCAGUAAAUGGGUAGGCGAAUCAGAACGAGCCGUAAGAGAGGUAUUCCGGAAAGCCCGCCAAGUGGCGCCGUCUAUAAUAUUUUUUGACGAAAUAGAUGCUCUGGGUGGGGAGAGGUCCUCCAAUUCUUCUACUAGCGUUCAGGAGCGAGUUUUGGCGCAACUUCUCACUGAACUCGAUGGGGUCACUCCUUUAGGGGACGUCACGAUUUUGGCGGCUACAAACAGGCCUGAUAGAAUUGAUAAGGCCCUUUUGAGACCAGGAAGAUUAGACAGGAUAGUUUAUGUUCCAUUGCCUGAUAAACAGACUAGAAGGGAUAUAUUUAGAAUCAAAUUCGAGAAAAUGCCCAUUUUGAAUGUGAGUAUAGAAGAUUUAGUGGAAAAUACCGAAAGCUACUCUGGAGCAGAAGUCAACGCAGUGUGCCAUGAAGCAGCCAUGAUGGCUUUGGAAGAAAAUUUGGAAAGUCAACAUGUGGAAGGUAGACAUUUUGAAAAAGCUCUGAAGUUGAUCACACCUAGAACGCCUUCAAGUUUGAUCAAGUUAUAUGAAGAUUAUUUGCAAAAUAAAAUAUGAAGA